AUGGCUAAUGAUGAAUGUGAACCGCUACAUAUGAUUGUAAGUGGUACUGCUGGCACAGAGAAUUACAGGGUGAUUCCUUACAGAGAUUGCAACUCAGAUUGGAAGACUACGUGCAGGUACAGGAAAGAGGAUGUCCCAUUUGGUGGCAUGUCGAUUAUCCUAAUGGGGGAUUUUGGCCAAUUACCUCCUGUAGGCGAUAGGCCAAUGUACAUUGCAGGUAAUGGAUCCGUAAUCAGUGACCAUGGUCACAGUAUGUAUUUGACAUUUGAUCAUGUAGUCAUUUUAGAGCAGGUCAUGCGACAGAUUGGUGAAGACCCAGAAGUAGUUGCAUUCAGGGCGCUAUUGAUGAGAAUGAGAGAUGGACAAGUUACCGAGAUGGACUGGAGACUAUUAAUACAGCACUCCAGCCUAACGUUUCAAUGGAUCAAUUUAGUGAUGCUAUUCGGCUCAAGGCAUUCUGGUCGGGGUGCAAGUGCGGCAACUCUGAUGAAGCAGGUGGUUUGGAAGCUUCUCUUUUUGUCAACCAAAGCAGAAGUGAUGCUGACAUGUAACCUUUGGGCAGAAGUUGGUCUUUGCAAUGGCUCUUUUGGAACUAUUGAGCAAUUUUGGUUUGCAGAGAAUAUGGGUCCACCAAAUCUACCGAUUGCAGUACUGGUUCAUUUUCCGGCAUAUUCUGGCCCUGCAUUUCUACAAGAAUGUUCAAAGUGUAUACCUGUGCCUCCAAGACUGUUUGAGUGGAUGGCGGAUGGAAAGUAUUUGUCAAGACAACAAUUGCCCUUGCGGCUGAGGUAUGCAAUGACGAUACACAAGUCCCAAGGACAGACACUAACCAAGGCUGUUGUUGAUUUAGGUAAAGGGGAGAGAGUUGCUGGCUGCACAUUUGUGGCAACAUCCAGGGUAAGAUCAAUUCAUGAUAUUGUGUUUGAACCUAUGACAUUUGAUCGUCUGAAAGUAAUUGGUAAGAAUAAAAGUUUGAAGAAGCGACAAGAAGCAGAACGACGACUUCGUGUGCUUGCAGAAAAGACUGAGCAGAGGCAUAAGCAUUGA
This is a messenger RNA of Dendronephthya gigantea, 1047 nucleotides long. Its product is annotated as ATP-dependent DNA helicase PIF1-like. Gene Ontology annotation, molecular function: DNA helicase activity. NCBI's taxonomy places the organism in Eukaryota, Metazoa, Cnidaria, Anthozoa, Malacalcyonacea, Nephtheidae. Gene Ontology annotation, biological process: DNA repair; telomere maintenance. The record is from RefSeq and is a predicted model, not a curated record. The coding region runs from base 1 to 1047 and encodes 348 amino acids. The transcript has 4 exons.